Trichomycterus rosablanca is the source of this 1031-nucleotide messenger RNA. It is a transcript of the gene rnaseh2b, whose product is annotated as ribonuclease H2, subunit B. The record is from RefSeq and is a predicted model, not a curated record. NCBI's taxonomy places the organism in Eukaryota, Metazoa, Chordata, Actinopteri, Siluriformes, Trichomycteridae. The transcript is spliced from 11 exons. Gene Ontology annotation, cellular component: ribonuclease H2 complex; nucleoplasm. Bases 70 to 990 code for a protein of 306 amino acids. Gene Ontology annotation, biological process: RNA catabolic process.
CCAUUAUUCAGUAUUGUAUGUCUGACACCCUCUUCGAUUGUACCGUAACAUUCAUCUAAAUAUAUAGAAAUGACAACGAAAAAGGAGGGUUCCCUACACACCAGUAAUGAUAGCUGGAUUGUCAUCGCUACAGACUCAGCACUGGACACGACAAAGCUCCUUGAUGGUGAUCCGACAUUUGUCAGACUCAAGAACCCAACUACAGGUGCUGCAUCACAGUACUUGUUCAGCAGUGAUGCCCGGGUGUACGAGGUGAAGGCAUUUACUCAGGAUUUACACUCUUGGUUUAUCGACCAGACGGUCCAAAAAGAUGGCAGACUGCUGUUUGUGACGCCAGUGGAUCCACUUUUUCUGUUGUUGCCAUACCUGCAGAAUGCAGCAAUGGAUGGAAAGUUCAAGCCACUCCAGCAGAUGGUGAUGGAUGAAGAAUACCCAGGAUGCAUUGCGUUGCUGAAAUGCAUGCAAGCGUUGGACACACUUCAUCAUGUGGCAGAUAAAAAAGAGGUGGGUAGUCAGGAGUUCCACAGAUACAACAAAGAGAAGAGCAUGGAGUGGCUAAAGAAAAAGGUCUUGAACACAGUGAGUGGACUGAAAAAGAGUGAUAUUUGUGUAGGCGGAGGGGUAAAAUCCACAACAUAUGUCAGAGUUAAACAAGAAACAGAUGUCACUGAUGAAGAUUACUUAUGCUAUGCUUAUGGACUUAUCUCAGAGUAUAUCAGUGAAGAGCUGAGCAAACAUCUUUACAAGCAUUUGCAGUUGCCUGAACUAUCCAUUCAGAAAGAGCUGGAACCUCCCUCAAAGAAAAGAAAAUUGUCAGAUAAACCAGUGGAAGCUGGGGAGGACUACACCAAAUUCAACAGUGCUGAUUUCAUCCUAAAACCUCCUAAGAAGAUGACAGCAGCUCAGAAGACUCUGGCAAAAGUCGACAAAACUGGCAUGAAAAGCAUGUCUGCAUUUUUUAGCUUAAAAGUCAAACAGCAAAAGAACUAAAUGUUUGUGUAUGUAUUUUUGCUAAUAAAGUUUAAAACAAA